Molecule: messenger RNA, 480 nt
Organism: Aspergillus vadensis CBS 113365
Lineage: Eukaryota; Fungi; Ascomycota; Eurotiomycetes; Eurotiales; Aspergillaceae
Product: nuclear transport factor 2 family protein
Exons: 1
Coding region: 4-480 (158 amino acids)
Source: RefSeq, a predicted model, not a curated record
GCCAUGUCCUUCUUCCCAACCACCCUCCCCGCCCUCCCCCUCCGCGAGGCAAUCGUGGACCCGGUCUACCGCGCCGUCCUCUCCUUCGACGGCAACGAUCUCCCCCUCUUCGAGUCCGCCUUCUUCGAGGACGCCGCUUUCGACUUCAACGGCAGCGUGAUGGAGGGCCGCGCGGCCAUCAAGUCUGGCAGCUGGGAUAACGUUUCCAAGCUGGACACCACUCACUUCCUUAGCAACGUGCGCAUCAACCUGCCCUCUGAGGACAGUACGACCGCGACGGUGACCGCUUCGGCUUUGGCCCAACACUUCCGUGCAGGCCAGGGGAACCAGCCCGACACUACCCGGCUGACGAGCGGGGCGCUUUACUCGAUCGAUGUGGCCAAGGAUCCCGCGGAUGGGAAUGGGCUGUGGAAGAUCAAGCUCUGGAGGAUGAAACUGGUGUGGACGGAGGGAGAUUGGGGGGUGAUGACGGGAAACUAG